Messenger RNA from Malassezia restricta, 456 nucleotides. RefSeq names its product large subunit ribosomal protein L23Ae. Gene Ontology annotation, cellular component: cytosolic large ribosomal subunit; ribosome. Lineage: Eukaryota; Fungi; Basidiomycota; Malasseziomycetes; Malasseziales; Malasseziaceae. Gene Ontology annotation, molecular function: rRNA binding; structural constituent of ribosome. Bases 1 to 456 code for a protein of 151 amino acids. The record is from RefSeq and is a predicted model, not a curated record. The transcript has 2 exons. Gene Ontology annotation, biological process: translation; ribosomal large subunit assembly.
AUGUCGCAGGUCCAAGACAAGAAGAACCUGGCUACGCGGAAGGCGCACGUCGCCAAGAAGGUCGUCCAGAAGGGUAGCUCUGGUCAGACGCGUGUGCGCAAGGUCCGCACGUCGCCGUCGUUCUACCGCCCCAAGACGCUCCGCUUGGCGCGCAACCCGAAAUACCCUCGUAAGAGCGCUCCUCACCUGCCGCGCUCGGAUGCCUGCAAGACGCUCCUGUACCCUCUGACGACGGAGAGCGCCAUGAAGAAGAUCGAGGAUGUGAACACGCUUGUUUUCAUUGUUGACCGUAACACGAACAAGCGUCAGAUUAAGGCUGCCCUCGAGAAGGCGUACGAUGUCAAGGCUGCUCGCGUGAACACGCUCAUCCGCCCUGACGGUAAGAAGAAGGCCUUCAUCCGCCUCACUCCUGACCAGGACGCUCUUGAUGUGUCCAACCGCAUUGGCUUUAUUUAA